AAACAAAAAAAAGAGAAACCACUGAGCUGUCACUUCACAUAAAUAGUGAGUCAUGUAUGUCAACAAUAUAUAAUAACUACCAACUAUCAAACCAAAGAUCAUUACUUCUAAACACUAAAACAUAGUAUCAAAAACAGAGUUACUUACUCUGUUUUCAUUUUGUGAACAACUUCUUUCUCUUGAGUUACUCAUCUAGCAACAUCAUGAAGAGCUUUUCAAAGAACAAAUUCUUUCAUUGCUUUCGACCGAUUGUUGAUAUAGAUGCCAUGCUUGAAUCCAAAGUUGCUGCUCAAUGCUCAGAGAGCUGGUUCAUGCAGCACCCUAAGAAACGAACCGUUUCAAAGUUGAUCAAAGCUGUGAUAUUAGAAACCAUAUUGAAUAAAAGAGCUCGACAUCAAAAUCGUUACAGCCUUGAUUGUUUCGGUGGAUCAAAGAAAAAUUGUUCCACACAUAAAAAAGAAUCUAAAGCCUCUCAAUCAUCUUUGUCAACAUUAUCAACACAAAGUUCCUCGUUUUCAAGCCCAAAAGUAUCACAAUUGAAGAACAUGUCAACCAAAGGAAAACAGGAGAAAGAAAGCAGCAGUGGAAGAACACUACUACUAGAGAAGCAAAAGAAGUUUGAAUUCUAUGCAACAUGUUUGGUUCUAAUAAGUUUAGUAUUUACUGUGUUUUGGGGGAAAAUAUUUGGAAUAAUUUUGACAUCAAUGUGCCUCUACUUUUUUUCUCUUUGUUGGAACUCAAACUAUAGCUGCCAGAAGAAGCUGCUAAAUUGUCCAAGAUACAGUAAAGGGUCAUUAUGGAAUGUGUGCUCCCUGAGACAAGGCUUUAUUAGGCACAGAUGGCAGUGAAGGAGACAAAACAGAUUCAUAUUUAGGUCCUUUAGCUUUUCUUUUGAACUGCUUUCUGACAUUAGAUUAAUCUAACUAGGAUUGUAGAAAAAGUUGUUGACAGAAGGUUAAUGAAAAUUUACUUCAUCAAA
Messenger RNA from Trifolium pratense (red clover), 979 nucleotides. RefSeq lists its product as uncharacterized. The transcript is spliced from 2 exons. The record is from RefSeq and is a predicted model, not a curated record. Lineage: Eukaryota; Viridiplantae; Streptophyta; Magnoliopsida; Fabales; Fabaceae. Bases 204 to 848 code for a protein of 214 amino acids.